Messenger RNA from Erinaceus europaeus (western European hedgehog), 322 nucleotides. RefSeq names its product large ribosomal subunit protein uL16-like. The transcript has a single exon. The record is from RefSeq and is a predicted model, not a curated record. The coding region runs from base 92 to 316 and encodes 74 amino acids. Gene Ontology annotation, biological process: ribosomal large subunit assembly; translation. Gene Ontology annotation, molecular function: structural constituent of ribosome. Gene Ontology annotation, cellular component: cytosolic large ribosomal subunit; ribosome. Lineage: Eukaryota; Metazoa; Chordata; Mammalia; Eulipotyphla; Erinaceidae.
AUGCCCAACCUUCUGCUGUCCCUAGUCUCAGGCUCCAGACAGGGAUGCGAGGUGCUUUUGGGAAGCCCCAGGGCACUGUGGCCAGAUCAUCAUGUCCAUCUGCACCGAGUUGCAGAACAAGGAGCAUGUGAUUGAGACCCUGCGCAGGGCCAACUUCAAGUUCCCUGGACGCCAGAAGAUCCCCAUCUCCAAGAAGUGGGGCUUCACCACGUUUAAUGUAGAUGAGUUAGAAGACAUGGUGGCCGAAAAGUGCCUCCUCCCAGAGGGCUGUGGAGUCAAAUACAUUCCCAACCGUGGUCCCCUGGACAAGUGGUAGGCCCUG